This is a messenger RNA of Nothoprocta perdicaria, 3877 nucleotides long. RefSeq names its product zinc finger and BTB domain containing 41 (gene ZBTB41). The record is from RefSeq and is a predicted model, not a curated record. Bases 155 to 2878 code for a protein of 907 amino acids. Gene Ontology annotation, biological process: regulation of transcription by RNA polymerase II. Lineage: Eukaryota; Metazoa; Chordata; Aves; Tinamiformes; Tinamidae. The transcript is spliced from 10 exons. Gene Ontology annotation, molecular function: DNA-binding transcription factor activity, RNA polymerase II-specific; protein binding; RNA polymerase II cis-regulatory region sequence-specific DNA binding.
UCGAGGGCUCAGCAUCGUUUACUGGCCGUCUUUUGCAGGUUGUGACAUUAGCCCUGCGCGUCCUCGGGAAAGACCUGGAGCAGAAGGAAGUCGCCACCCGGGUUUCUUCCCCAGGCCCCUAUGAAGCGCCAGGUUUUAAGGCUGUGCGUCUGCAAUGAAGAAAAGGAGACGGCUCGCGGCAAGUCUAAGUGAGAAGGUUCAUCUUGGCCAUGAGAAGGACCCUGCGAACCAGAUUUUGGUGGUAGGCUGUGAGCAGGGAAUUGUGUCUGCGCCUGCAGAAGCGGCCCCGGCCGCUCACCUGGAGUCAUCCCCAGAGCUCUCGCCAUCCUCAGAACAAAGGAAGCUCCUCAGCUCGCUGCAGUACAACAAAAAUCUCCUGAAGUACYUAAAUGACGAUAGGCAGAAGCAUCCGUCGUUUUGCGAUUUGCUCAUAAUUGUAGAAGGCAAAGAAUUCAGCGCUCACAAAGUUGUAGUGGCUGUUGGGAGUAGUUAUUUUCAUGCCUGUUUGAGCAAAAAUCCAAGCACUGAUGUAGUCACAUUGGAUCAUGUAACUCAUUCUGUCUUUCAGCAUUUGCUUGAGUUUCUGUACACCUCUGAGUUUUUUGUAUAUAAAAAUGAAAUUCCAUUAGUGCUGGAAGCAGCAAAAUUUUUAGAUAUCAUCGAUGCUGUCAAGCUACUAAAUAACGAGGAUGUUUCURACAUACAGUCUGAAGUGGUAACAGAUGCCCCGACGCCAGUAGAAACACUCAGUGAGUUGACAGGUAAACUGUUAAAUAGUCACCAGUGCAGUUUUUGUGGACGAAGCUUCUGUUACAAGAAGUCCUUGGAAAAUCACUUGACUCGGGCACACAGAUCUCUUUCACUGGAAAGAAAACAUGGGUUAAAAAUGGUUGAGAAGGCUGAUUUUUCCACUAGGCGAUCUACAAGAAACCGAAAAUGUCCAGCUAAGUUCGAUAACAGUGACAAUGAAAGUGGUGACUUAUCUGACAGCAAUUUGGAAAAAGUCAGCUCUGACAAGGAUACUUCAGAUAGAAGCGACUCUGAAGACAGUGAAAGUGAGUGCAAUGCUUAUGAAGAAGGACAGGAAGAGGAGGCAUCAGGUGAAGAAGAUUCAGAGACUGAAGAGCAAAGUGAGAAAGAGCAGAAUGAUACUGAAGAAGGUUCCGAGGCGGUUGAUUCGGUGGGAAAUAUUCCUGAAGGCUUAGCUCCAGUAAUUAUUCAGACCAGUAGCAAAAAGCUACUGCAGUGUCCCAAGUGUGACAAAAAAUUUGAUCGAAUAGGCAAGUAUGAGAGCCACACACGUGUACACACGGGUGAGAAGCCUUUUGAGUGUGAUAUAUGCCAUCAGCGCUAUUCAACCAAGUCCAACUUGACAGUGCACAGAAAGAAACACUCCAGUGAUACUGACUUUCAUAAAAAGGAGCACAAAUGUCCCUACUGCAAUAAGCUGCAUGCCAGUAAGAAGACUUUAGCAAAACACGUGAAGAGGUUUCAUCCAGAGAAUGUACAAGAAUUUCUUUCUAUCAAGAAGACAAAGAGUGAAGGUUGGAAAUGUGAUAUUUGUAAGAAAUCUUUCACUCGAAGACCCCAUUUAGAAGAACAUAUGAUUCUUCAUUCUCAGGAUAAACCCUUCAAGUGUACCUACUGUGAAGAGCACUUUAAAUCACGAUUUGCAAGAUUGAAACAUCAAGAAAAAUUCCAUCUCGGGCCUUUUCCCUGUGAUAUAUGUGGCCGUCAGUUUAAUGACACAGGAAAUCUGAAACGCCACAUUGAAUGUACUCACGGAGGAAAGAGGAAAUGGACGUGUUUCAUCUGCGGCAAAUCCGUUAGGGAACGCACAACUUUGAAAGAACACUUGAGAAUUCAUAGCGGAGAGAAGCCUCAUCUUUGCAGUAUUUGCGGGCAGAGUUUUCGUCAUGGCAGCUCUUACAGGCUUCAUCUAAGAGUGCACCACGAUGACAAGAGAUACGAAUGUGAAGAAUGUGGGAAAACUUUUAUUCGACACGACCACCUGACAAAACACAAAAAAAUACACUCAGGUGAAAAAGCACAUCAGUGUGAGGAAUGUGGAAAGUGUUUUGGUCGUAGAGAUCACCUCACUGUUCAUUAUAAAAGUGUUCAUCUAGGAGAAAAAGUUUGGCAGAAAUACAAAGCAACAUUUCAUCAAUGUGAAGUCUGUAAGAAAGUUUUUAAAGGGAAAUCAAGUUUGGAAAUGCAUUUUAGGACACAUUCAGGUGAAAAACCAUACAAAUGUCAAAUCUGUAACCAGUCUUUCAGAAUUAAGAAGACAUUAACAAAGCACAUGGUUAUUCAUUCAGACGCACGACCUUUUAAUUGCCAGCAUUGCAAUGCAACAUUCAAACGAAAAGACAAGCUCAAGUAUCAUAUUGAUCACGUGCAUGGAACGAAGGCCGCCGAAGAGGCGCUGACAUCUUCUUCAGAGGAAAAGUUAGUCUCCCUACCAGUGCAGUACCCGUCUGAUGACAAGGUUUACCAAACGGAGGAUAAACAGUAUGUGGAACAGUCAAAAGCAUAUCAGACAGAAGCGAAAGGUUUGCUGCAGAAUGUACCUCCCGAAGUGUGCGUGCCCGUGACUUUGGUGCCCGUUCAGAUGUCUGAGCCGCAAGCGGCUCUGGUGCAGCACGCUGCUCAGCCCCACGCCAUGCUCCCUGCCCAGCCCGAGCAGGCAGACUAUCAGCGAGCCCCAGAUUUAUCCUUUCUAGAGAAAUACACCCUCACUCCACAGCCUGCAAAUAUUGUUCAUCCUGUAAGGCCUGAGCAGAUGUUGGAUCCCAGAGACCAGUCAUACCUUGGAACUUUACUGGGGCUAGAUGCAGCUCCUACUGUGCAAAAUAUUUCAAACAAUGAACAUUCAUGAUCCGACCAUAACAUUCCGCCUAACUUUGUAAGCCRUUAGCCAACAGGAGGCUGGUAUGGCAAUCAAGAUUUAUAUUUUAUUUGGACUCAUGAGUCUUCUGCAUAGUUUUGGAAAAACAGGUUUGUUUACAUAAUAUUUGACCAUAUAGGCACACUUUUAUGCAUAUCAAGAGAGUGUUUGUGUGAUUUUAAGAGUUUUUAAAAAGCUUACAGGUGGUCUUUAAAAAAAAAAAAAAGCUCUGAAAUACCUUUUAAGGUUAGUUUGCCGAAAAAUCUAAUUACAUAUCUGACUAUUAAUUUAAAAUAGUUUGCCUUUCUGCAUCUCACCAAGUUAAUGCUUUGAGUGUAACAGAAAGCAUACUGGAAGAAUAAGGGCUAGGUCCAGUUCAUUAAAAGUUUCAGUGGGGAGAGGGGGCAGAAAUAUUUAAAAAAUCAAUUUGUGUUUUACAUAUAAAUUAAAAUAUAGUUGUAAUUGAACCCUCAAACAUCAUUAGGGGGUGUAAAUUCUGACUGACAAUUAAGGCUAGCCACUGGACACCAGAACUAGACUCUUCUAGAAAGUGAUUCGGAUAUUCUCUGAAGUCCCCAAGCAGACUUUACAGCAGAGUGUUGUAAAGAUUGCCCAAAGUAAGAAAAUCAAGUAUAGAGAGAUUAGGCUGAAUCAGGUCUCUUAUUUAUUCCUCAGUCUCCAGUGUUAGAUACUGAAUUAUGUGUGAGAAUUUAGACAUCAGUAUUGCYUGAUUUUCUAAAGAUAUAUAAAUUUUUGUCUUUUUUUUCCUUGCUUCUUUAUUCUUCCUUCUAAAGUGUGCCCAACACUAUAACUUUGAGAGAAAUUAUAGUAUUUGCAAGGUCAUUUUAAGCUGUGAACAGUAAUAAAGGAUUAGCAUGGCUUAUCCUUGUCAGAGCAUAAAUUUUGCUCUAAUCCCUCACUGGCAUACUCAUUUUCAAGAUUUGCCAUGAAGAAAUUUAAAGGCUAUUACUUCCAGCACAGCGCUCUGCU